This is a messenger RNA of Papilio machaon (common yellow swallowtail), 1295 nucleotides long. It is a transcript of the gene HnRNP-K, whose product is annotated as heterogeneous nuclear ribonucleoprotein K. Gene Ontology annotation, biological process: regulation of transcription by RNA polymerase II; regulation of mRNA splicing, via spliceosome. Bases 234 to 1274 code for a protein of 346 amino acids. The record is from RefSeq and is a predicted model, not a curated record. The transcript has 11 exons. Gene Ontology annotation, cellular component: cytoplasm; nucleus. Gene Ontology annotation, molecular function: mRNA binding. Lineage: Eukaryota; Metazoa; Arthropoda; Insecta; Lepidoptera; Papilionidae.
UACCCUUUCCUUUUCUACCACUUGCUACCGUUGCCAUUUUUCUCCCAUUGCCGCCAUUUUUAUUAUUUUGUGAAUGUGAAUCAUAUACCUAUAUCUAGUAUAUAUGAUAUUUAUCACGGUAAACUGAAAAAAAGAACUCAAUAUUGUUUAAUUAAAGAACCAGGAUACUAAUAAUAAGAUUGGUGCGAUCAGCCCAGUUUAGGCGGCAGAAUUGAAUCAUAGCAGGCGGUGAUAUGAAGCGCGACGCGUACAGUGAAGACGGGCCGGUGCACAAACGGCAACGGCAGACAGACGAUGAAGUCACCUUCCUCAUACCUAGCAAGGUGGCGGGGUCUAUUAUCGGAAAAGGUGGCUCCAACAUCUCCAAGUUAAGGAACGAGUACAAAGCCUCUAUAACAGUCCCCGAUUGCCCCGGCCCCGAACGAGUUCUGUCGAUAAGUGCAUCUGAUAUCGACACUAUUUUGGAAAUCGUGAAAGACAUAUUGCCCAAUUUGGCCGAUGGAGGUUUGAAGGGUGGAAACGAGGAUCUGGACAUCCGUCUACUAAUACAUCAGAGCCGUGCAGGUUGCGUCAUAGGCAAAGCCGGUGCCAAGAUCAAAGAAUUACGUGAGAAGACGGGCGCCCGACUGAAGAUAUUCUCCAGCACGGCGCCGCAGAGCACGGAGCGUGUGGUGCAGCUGGUGGGCGGCAAGGACGCCGUCGCCGCCGGAGUGCGCGAAGUGCUCGACCUCAUACGACAGGUGCCAAUAAAGGGUGCGAUACAGAACUACGACCCGCACAACUACGACGACUACUACGCGGACGAGUACGGCGGGUUCGGGGGCGGAGCGGGCGCGGCGGGGCGCGGCGGGCGCGGCGGACCCCCCCGCACCCCCCGCGCCGGCCCGCCGCGCGCCCCGCGCCCCCCCGCACCGCGCGCCGCGCCGCCCGGCCCCCGAGGUGCGUUCAACGAUUACGGCGGCCCCCCGCGCGGCUUCGGCGGACCUCCCCCCCGCGCCAACUUCCCGGGACACACAUUCCCCGGACAGGAGACGAGCACGCAAGUUACCAUACCCAAAGAUUUGGCCGGCGCGAUUAUCGGGAAAGCCGGGUCCCGUAUCAGAAAGAUUCGCGCGGAGAGCGGCGCCGGCAUUGAGAUCGCGGAGCCACUGCCCGGCUCCAGCGACCGCAUCAUCACCAUCACCGGCACGCCGCAGCGCAUACAGAUGGCGCAGUACCUGCUGCAGCAGAGUGUUCAUGAGAGCAACCCGAAUCUCGGUCGUGGCAACUUCUAAUAUUUAAAGAAUAUUAACAAU